UUUAUUAUUUUGGACUUUAAAUAUGCCCCUGAAAUGGGAGAGUAAAUAUCGUACUAACGCGCAAUUUUUAAAACCUUACCAACUACUAGCUGCCCGCCUUAAUUUUAUAUGGCUCUUGGUUUCUUACUUCUACUGCGGAUUUGGUUUGGUAUAUCAAACUGUUCUCACUUCAAAAUUAAUUCAAUCUUCAUUUCACCACUCUUGCUUUGCUGCUUAUCUUCUCAGUUCAGAUCUGGGAUUUUCAGCUCCACCAUAACAGCUAGAGAUGGCGGACAAGCACAAGAAAUACGAGACCAGACAUUCGACGAGAAGGCCAACACGGUGACCAUCAUUGUGGUUUGCUGCAAUCCGGAGAAGGUGAGGGACAAAUUACGUUGCAAGGGUGGCUUUUCCAUCGAGAGCAUUGAGAUCAAACCACCGCCAAAAUCACCAGCCAGACGGGCUUCUUCACUGCCGAAACCACCAGAAACACCGGUUUCUUCACCGCUGACGGCUGGUGGGGCGGCGGCAGCUACAAGUAUUGUUAUUCGAGCCAUGGUGAUUGUUUUAUCGAACAAAACCCACAAGCCUGCUCAAUCCUAUGAAGUUGUAACAUGGCUCUUGAGGGAUGCUACUAGCAAUAUUCUUCUACUUUUCUUCCCAGAAGAACAAAAGUCUUCUGCACCUUUAUUGUGCUCUGUAUCCUGCCCCACCUAUAAAUGUUUAACAGGUCUAUGUUCUUAUUCUUUUACAUUAACAAGUUUCCCAUCCAAAGCACGUGGCUAUUAACCUUUUUUCUACCAUAAA
Molecule: messenger RNA, 786 nt
Organism: Gossypium raimondii (Peruvian cotton)
Lineage: Eukaryota; Viridiplantae; Streptophyta; Magnoliopsida; Malvales; Malvaceae
Exons: 3
Coding region: 109-768 (219 amino acids)
Molecular function (GO): metal ion binding
Source: RefSeq, a predicted model, not a curated record